Candidula unifasciata is the source of this 921-nucleotide messenger RNA. Lineage: Eukaryota; Metazoa; Mollusca; Gastropoda; Stylommatophora; Geomitridae. The record is from the annotation of a GenBank genome assembly.
AUGAUCACACAAGAGAACAGAGAUGAGCUUCAAGAGAAGGGGUACACAGUUGUCCCUGGAGUUAUGACAGAAGCUGAGUGUGAUAAUCAGAUUGCUUCAUAUCGCAAGUGGCUGAAUACUUUUCCACCUGGAACAUUUCCUCAAUGUAAAUUUUCCCUCAUUCAGAGAUAUCGCAUUGGUCACAUGGAACCAACCUGGUGUGUUCGACUAAAAGCGUAUCCAGUGUUUUCACAGCUUUGGCAAACUGAUAAACUGCUGACAAGCUUUGAUGCUGUAGCCAUUGGUCGUCCCCCAGAGAAUGGUCAGGAAGAGUUCUGGAGUCCAGAUCAGUCAUGGCUUCAUUGUGACCAGUCUGCUGACCGAGAAGGGCUGCAUGCUUAUCAGGACUGGACUUUUGAGGUCAUUGAGGGGUCACAUAAACACUUUGAUGAUUUUAUGGAGAAAUUACAAAAGAUUCGUUGCGGCAAAGUUUCAAAAGAGGAUUUAAAGUGGUUUGCUGAAAGAGGAUGCUAUCGAAAGCGUGUUGCAUGUCCAAAGGGUGGUAUGUUAUUGUGGGACUCUCGGCUCCUGCAUGCAAAUGCUAGACCAGUAAAAGGAAGAGAACAUCCAGACAGAUGGAGAUAUGUUGUUUUUGUAUGUAUGACUCCUGCAGCUUGGGCAUCUGAGAAAGACAUAGAACUUAAAGUUGGUGCAUAUAAUAAUCUCCUCCUUACGGGGCACUGGGCAUCAAUGGGGAUCAACGUCUUUCCAUCGAGACUGUCGGAAGGAAGUGUUGAAGAUGCCAAUCCUCUUGUUGAGCUGCCUGAUGUGGCCACUUCUGAGCUUGCAAGGAGAUUGGCUGGUGUUCUUGCCUAUGAAGAAACUGUUGAGGAUGAAGCUUCACAGUAUAUUCCAAAAUACAGACAUGUUGACUGGAAUUAA